This is a messenger RNA of Symbiodinium pilosum, 201 nucleotides long. NCBI's taxonomy places the organism in Eukaryota, Dinophyceae, Suessiales, Symbiodiniaceae. The record is from the annotation of a GenBank genome assembly.
AUGCCAGAGGUCCUCUACGUGUGCUUCACAAUGCUCAUAGGCACUGUGAUGCACAGCGUCAUCAUCGGCAAGGUGAUUUCAGAGGUUUCCCAGGACACAGAGUUAAAGACCCUAGCGGAGCACCGGCAGCGGUUGGUGGCCGGCUUCAUGCAGCACGCGCGGUUACGAGGCGGAUCCUUUUUGAAAAGGUCCCCUGAAUAA